AUGCUCCCUCUGGCUCCCGCAAGAGAGACUUUUAUCUUCAAGGAUGCCAUCUGGCUUGGCGGAGAUCACGAUGGUCAUCCACUCACGCCUUACAACGAGUAUACAAAGAUCCGUCGCAGGGCUACAUUGAGCGUGAUGGAGAACGCUGCCCUGUCGCAAUCCUUCUUUACGUUCGGGCUGCUGGAAGCGGUAUUGGAGGUGUCGAUCGCGGAGAGUACACUGCUACGUAUGAACGGCGAUGGCAAGGUCGUGAUGACGUGCGCGAACCUGCCUCCCCUGCUUCGAGACUGGCGGCACCGCAUCCGCCAGCUGGGAGAUGGCGACCGAUGUCGUGAGUGGGCGAGCCGCGUGGACACGGCGCUGAAGCAUGCUUACGGCCUCCUCCAUCUCGAGGUCAUGCAUCCUGCGUACAGCGCGUUUUUUAGGAGCGGGUUGCCCGCGGAAGACAUCACCGCCAUAUUUCACGUCAUAGCGUCCAUCGCAGAGGCCGUGACGUCUUCGCGGCGCAUCUUUCCGUCUUCGUCUGUGAGUCCGGGGCACUCAUGGACCUUCAUGGUGGAUUUGUACAACUUGGUGCGGCGAGAGAUGGUGGCCAGAGGGUGGUGUCCGUUCAUUGUCACGGUGCUUUCUGACAGCGUCUGCAUGCUGGGCUACGCUAGCACGCAACAACCGUACAUUCGGGACUCUGCCAACGGACACGACAAGUGCACACAGAGAGCAUGCACCAUUCAUAGGAUCGACCCCACCACGUAUCGCAACAAACACGCUACGCCGACGUGCAGGUGUCCACGUUUGAAGCCACCGUUGGCACAAGUGGUCAAUCUGUUGGAGAAUCAGAGAAUACCAAUUGUUUGUGAGACGCUGGACGGCGAGCUGUGCUCAAGCGAUGCCUUCGACACUCCAUACGUCGCGAUAUCUCAUGUUUGGUCGGAUGGGCUUGGCAGCACGACCGAAGACGGACUGCCGGCUUGUCAGAUCAAUCGUCUGGCGGCGAUCGUUCGCCAGUUGGUCCCCAGCGGCGCGUUUUGGAUGGAUGCGCUGUGCAUCCCGGAAAGGAGGAAUAUGCGAAAGCGCGCGAUCGGAUUGAUGGCCCAGACGUAUCGUCAGGCGCAAGCGGUGCUCGUUAUCGACGCGGGCAUUCGGUGUUGCUCUGUUUCUGCGCCCUUGGAGGAGAGGCUACUUCGAGUGCUGUCCUCCGGGUGGAUGCAGCGGCUGUGGACCCUUCAGGAAGGAUUGCUGGCCCACAAGCUCGUAUUCGAGUUCUCGGAUGGCCUGGCUGCGAUCGAGGAGUUGAUCCCUGUGGGAGACGACCUGCUCGACGUGCUGUUGACCUCCCUCGCCAGCGAGAUCUUCCGCCUGACGAAAUACAAAAAACACCCCUCCGCGGCGGGGCCUGCCGAGUUCGGGCUCGGGGACGUCGCGCGCGCCGUGCGCUGGCGGAACACGAGCAAGGGAGAAGACGAAACGCUGGCCAUAUCCGGCUUGCUGGACAUUGAUGCCUUCGAGCUAGUCAGCCUUCCUCCCGCGCAGCGAAUGAAGACCUUGCUGCUCAGAGUCCGGAGGCUGCCACGGAACAUCAUCUUCAUGCUCGGCCCCAAGCUGGACGAGCCCGGGUUCCGAUGGGCACCGCGGACUCUGAUGAGCGGUCGCAGCCCGUCCAUGGCCAUCGGCAGAGACUCGUGCGAAGCCGAGUGCACGUCCAGCGGGUUGAGAGCGGAAUAUUCAGCGGUUUAUUUCGCAGAUGCUACCUUUGGUGGCGGCGUGCAGUGGUUUGUUCGAGACCGCCGUCUCGAUGCCGAGCAGCGCGUUUAUAAGCUCACGGACCUGCCUCAGGACGACACCGCGACCUACUCGUGCAACACCCUAUUGUUGAUGGCCCCGCCGAGACGGUCGGAAUUGACUCCUUGCGUGGCGGUUUUUACGAGGGCACCCGAUGCAGAGGUUACGGUCGGCGAUAGCGAUAGGCUCAUAUGCGAGUUUAGGAAACGGCUGAUGUUGGUGGACAUGAGUGAGAACGAGCUGAAGAGAGAGAAAACAUACACUGGCAUGGUGGAGGGGAAAUCGGGGAGGAUGCGGGUGCUCGUGGUAUGA
Messenger RNA from Heterobasidion irregulare TC 32-1, 2091 nucleotides. RefSeq lists its product as uncharacterized. The record is from RefSeq and is a predicted model, not a curated record. The transcript has a single exon. Lineage: Eukaryota; Fungi; Basidiomycota; Agaricomycetes; Russulales; Bondarzewiaceae. The coding region runs from base 1 to 2091 and encodes 696 amino acids.